AUCGUGAUGAUAAGGCUCAACGUGAUGUGCUCCAUGACACUUCACAUAUCUCCUAUUUCCCAUGCAGCUAUAAGUACCCUCUAGAUGCCGCAAUUAUUCCAUCUGGUCGGAAUGCAGUUCAACCUAUCUCCACCAUGGCAGCGAUGGAGCGCACAUUCCUUCCAGCGAGCAUUUACAACACUCUUCCAAAUAUUCGCCAAGUCUUUGAUGUUCCAGAGGACAACAAACUCGACAUAGCGGAUCUAAAAGAUUUACUCGACAAACAUGGCGUCAGUAAACAAGUACGGAUCAAGCUGAUCCACAUUCACUUCAAACUCAAGGAUGGCGAGGUGUUCGCAGCCCGCGACGUACAAGUUCCCAACAUUGGGCCCGUCAAGAUGAUGUCACCGGUUGUGCCAAAUGAGGGAGCACAGCUCUACGGGUAUCAUUACUUUGUGAAUGAUGACGGCAAGUUGGCAGCGUACGAGUACAUGAGUGCACCUGGCCCUAGCCUCGCCGGCCACGGGGCAUUUCUAGAAGAGUUCUGUCACAUCGUGAAGGGUCGUGGCUUACAGCACAAGCUUGGGUUGUCCCUACGAUCCGGAGAAAACAUGAAGUCCACACGGGAGCUCGAAUUCGCUGCUGCACGGACUUGUAUCGACGUGCCAUACGACGUUGAGUUCCCACGCAGCGAAUAUGUCGCAACGCACGACACUACGACCGAAUUUUCGCGCAUAGACCCAGAAGAACCAGCAACAAGACAUUCCCAUCACAAACAUUGCAGGCAUUGCAAGUAUUCGAAAGCGGCUCGCCUUCCCAGGCCGAUGUCGGGAACAGAGCUGGGUGACGUCAAUCUCGCCGACGAAGAUGAUGAGGGACUCAAUGUCAGCUUUGAUCUGCCGCGCAAAAUUGACCUUGCUGGAAUGCCAGUCGCGCCAUCGUCGGACCUGUUCGGUGUAGUCUCGUAUGUUGCGGACAUAGUAUGUGCGUAGACUAUAUCCUUUGGCCUGAGCUUAGCGUCGCAUGUCGCCAGGUUGCAAUUCGAUCAAUAAAAACUGUUUCCGAAUUGGAUUGUUGAACGUUUCUCACUCUACAACAGACCUUGUUGUAAACAUGCAUUCGGCCCCCCUCUGUAGAAUGCUCCUUAUAGCGAAAACUAUCAAGAUUCUUGAGAGGUGAGAGGUGCCGUUGCAUUCCGAUCGCUGAGAAGUGGGAUCCGAGAAGUGGGAUCAGAGAAGUGGGAUCCGAGUAUGGAGGUCGAGUAUUGAUUCUGUGAAGGCGACCGUUAGGCUCGGCACAAGCAGGGCUAUGACUGACUAUCUCUCCUUAACUCUGAUGUCUGUGACUUAUUGAUGCAACAGACUGUGUCACUCCGGUGAUCAAUAUACCGAAUUCGCGU
Messenger RNA from Dissoconium aciculare CBS 342.82, 1378 nucleotides. RefSeq lists its product as uncharacterized. The transcript has a single exon. The coding region runs from base 135 to 971 and encodes 278 amino acids. The record is from RefSeq and is a predicted model, not a curated record. NCBI's taxonomy places the organism in Eukaryota, Fungi, Ascomycota, Dothideomycetes, Mycosphaerellales, Dissoconiaceae.